Rubroshorea leprosula is the source of this 708-nucleotide messenger RNA. The record is from the annotation of a GenBank genome assembly. NCBI's taxonomy places the organism in Eukaryota, Viridiplantae, Streptophyta, Magnoliopsida, Malvales, Dipterocarpaceae.
GAUGGCAACAGGUCCCAUGGGGGUGGGGACUCCCUCCCAAUCCUCAUCCCCAUCCCCAUCCCCGUUCGUCAAUGACGAGCAUGGGGAUCCCCACUAGAAUUUUUUACGGAGGAUCAAAAAUAACCUCCAUUCCCAUAUCCGCAGGGAAUGAUAGCUUGAAUGAGCCUCAAAAUAACAAUACGAUUAUCGUUUGCUACGACUAUGAGAAAGGAGUUGCGCAGGCAUGUAAACAACAAAAAUCGCAUUCUAACAAUCUUGCGAACAAUCGGAGGGAAAAUGAAAUCGGAAAUAAUAAGGCCAAAAGAAUGAGAUCUGCUUCACCUCAAAAUAAAUCAUCAAGCACAAAUAUUCAGAUACUCACAAAUACUCACAACUCAGGCUCAGGCAAGCUAACAGAAACAAAGCUAGUGAGCUACAGCACAGAGGAGAGGAGACUGGAAUCUGGAGAGGAGGCUGAAGUCUGGAGAGGAGGAAUCGCAGAGCAGGUUUGCAAAUCUCAUAAAUUUGAAAAAAGGAAGUAGUUAAUUAAGAUGAAGUGGGAGAAAAGAAAUCCGAUGUUCUUCGGCAAGUAUAUUUGACAAACAAGAUAAGGGAACAAGAAGAAAAUAGAAUACCUCGGGCCAAAUUUGGACAGUUUGAAGGCUAUCACUUUCUGAAGAACUGAUACAGAGACCUAUUUUGCCUAGCAAUUAAAGAUAAAAAUGAAAA